GCGAUAAUGACAAUAAAAAUGAAUUAAUCGAUACAGUCCACAUGCAUAUAUAUGCAGCUUGCUUCUUCCAUCAUCCAGCUCGAUCAUAUAGUAUAUCGAUAUCCAAGCAGAGAAGAGAAGUCAGAAGUGGUGGAGGUGGAGAUGGCAAAGCUCAAGCUCUCCGGGGCAGCCGUGCUGCUCAUCAUCGUGGUGCCUCUGUUCAUGUACACGGGUGCUCUCCUCAUCGGCAUCCAGCUGGGGCGGGCGCUGGAGAGGAGGCCGGACAGCAUCAGGGUCAGCUUCACCAUCAGGGGGGCCCUCGGCUACCUCGCCAAGGAGCUUUGGGAUACCAACAAUAUUUGGGGAUCUGGAAGACGGCAAGGCAGCAGGGUAGAGCAGGUGAUGUGGGUGCCCUUUCCGGCGAGCCGCAAUCGUGAUGAAAGCUCAGCAGCUAAUAUGCAGUCGAAGCAGCAGCAGCAGCCCUACAUCCCACUGUCAUGGGUUGAAGGCCGAGAUAAUUCUAGCAGUGGUGCUAACCCCAAGGCCCACACACAUCACACAAAUCAUACUUCGCCUCGUGGCGUGAUCAGCGUUGGGCCAUGGGGUGGAUCCGGCGGGCAGGCUUUCUACAUGCACGGCCCCGUCGCUCCUCGCCUCCAUAGCAUCAUCUUGCACCACUCCGUCAGUGGCAUCCACUCCUUGGCCUGCCACUACUCCUACUCCUACUCCUUCUCCUUCUCCGGAGAUGAAGCAGCAGCCAGCAGCAACCGAAUCCGAACUGCGGGCCCGUGGGGUCGCCACCAAUCCGCAGAGUUACAUCGUGCCACGAUCAAGUUGUCUGCAGGCGAGCGUGUCACUGCAGUGGAGGGGACAAUUGGGCGUUUCGGAGGCGUCCCCGAUGUCGUCAUCACCUCGCUGACCUUCCGCACCAGCACCGGCAGGACGUACGGGCCGUACGGCAACACCGCUGCGGCGGCGGGGACGCUAUUCUCUGUGCCGGCGGCGGACGGCGCCAGCAUCGUCGGCUUCUGGGGACGCUCCGGCUGGCUUCUCGAUGCAAUUGGGGUCUACGUCAAACCCGGCCGGCGGCCGGCUACACUAUACAACACCAGGGCCCGGAGGAAUAUGAAAUAAACUAUAUAUCUUGCUUAAUUAUAUAUGCUGCAGAGACAUGCAUGUUCCCAUCCUCUGCACAAUAAAAUUAUGGAAAUCGUCCUGCUGUGUUGUAUAAUUACUAUAUGGAAAUCGUCCUGUACUGAACCUGCUACUUUGUAUCAAAUUUGUUUCGAUCUUA
This is a messenger RNA of Panicum virgatum (switchgrass), 1273 nucleotides long. RefSeq lists its product as uncharacterized. The record is from RefSeq and is a predicted model, not a curated record. The transcript is spliced from 4 exons. NCBI's taxonomy places the organism in Eukaryota, Viridiplantae, Streptophyta, Magnoliopsida, Poales, Poaceae. Gene Ontology annotation, molecular function: carbohydrate binding. Bases 52 to 1113 code for a protein of 353 amino acids.